AUGCGGAAGAUUGACAAGCAGUUGUGGGUUGGAGGUAAAGAUAAGGGUGGAGGUGGCUAUGGAUAUAAGGUGGUGGUGUUGAGGCAAAAUGCUAAUACCAAAGAAGAAAUGGAUCGACAACAAGAAGCCACAGUAACGAACAACCAUCACUUCUUGAUCAUCUUUUUCCCGAUCCAAGGCCAUAUCAAUCCGUCCCUCCAAUUAGCGAAAAACCUGGUGCGCAAUGGUGCAAAAGUUACCUUAGCCACCCAGAACAGCGGCCUUAAAAAAAUAAAAUCCUUCCCAACUCUGCAGGGCUUGUCAUAUGUUUCCAUUUCCGGUGAUCAGGACGAAGAUGACUCACAAAACCAGGAAGAUUUUUCAAGCUCGGUACUCGAAUUUAGGCGCAUAGGCUCCCAAAAUCUCGCCAGUCUUGUCCGAAAGUUUUCGGCCGAUGGGGAACCGGUGACCCUUAUAGUUUACAGCAUCUUACUUCCUUGGGUGGCUAUGGUAGCCCGUGAUCUUCAGGUACCAUCUGCUUUUCUUUUUAAUCAGUGUGCCACUGUUUUUUCCAUUUUCGACCGCUUCUUCAAUAGUACAGAUGGUCUACAUCAUGGCGAAAAGGAUCCUUCCAUCUCAAUAAAACUACCGGCGUUGCCAUUAUUUUCUUCAAGAGACUUGCCCACCUUUCUCUUACCGGAUAGUCCCUUUAGUGGCUUGAUGGUCCCUGUGAUGCUAGAACACAUACAAAUCCUGGAGCAAGAUUCCACAUCAUUUGUUCUUAUUAAUACAUUUGAAGGAUUAGAACAAGAAUCAAUCAAAAAUAUCACCAAUAUGAAGGUUAUUUCAGUUGGACCCUUAAUACCAUCAGCUUUCAGUGAUAGAAAUGAUUUGACAGACAAAUCUUUUGGUGGCNUGUAA
Olea europaea var. sylvestris is the source of this 900-nucleotide messenger RNA. Its product is annotated as crocetin glucosyltransferase, chloroplastic-like. The record is from RefSeq and is a predicted model, not a curated record. The transcript is spliced from 2 exons. The coding region runs from base 1 to 900 and encodes 299 amino acids. NCBI's taxonomy places the organism in Eukaryota, Viridiplantae, Streptophyta, Magnoliopsida, Lamiales, Oleaceae.